Messenger RNA from Seminavis robusta, 342 nucleotides. The record is from the annotation of a GenBank genome assembly. Lineage: Eukaryota; Bacillariophyta; Bacillariophyceae; Naviculales; Naviculaceae.
AUGUCGCAAGUUUUUGAAAGCGAGACAACUUUCGAUACAGACAUUUCCAGUUGGGAUGUAUCUAAUGUUAAGAACAUGAACUCGAUGUUUUUGGGAGCAAGUACGUUCAACCAAAAUAUCAGGCAAUGGGAUGUUGGUGCGGUGACCGACUUCGGCUUUAUGUUUAGUGACGCGACAUCCUUCAAUCAGAAUUUGUGUGAAUGGGGCGAUCAUAUCACGGCCCCGGCCCCUACCGUUGAUGUUUCCGGCAUGUUCUUGCCGUCUGGGCCAGCUGGUAGUUGCCUGACUACGGAUCCUGAUCUUUCCACCUCACCCAAGGGGCCAUUUUGCCAGAGUUGCUAA